Molecule: messenger RNA, 1865 nt
Organism: Spodoptera exigua (beet armyworm)
Lineage: Eukaryota; Metazoa; Arthropoda; Insecta; Lepidoptera; Noctuidae
Source: the annotation of a GenBank genome assembly
AAGCGAGACAAAUUCAGGAGAAACGAAACGUUUUAAAAAUAGUUUAGACAACGACCAAAUUGACAAGUGAAUGAAAACAUCUGUUGAAUUUCAUAAAAAAUAAACGAAAACAUCGUAAAAAGUCGUGCAAUAUAAUCAAUAUUACUAUUAAAACUCUUAAUACAGUACUUUCAUUACAAAUAUUCUCGUAGACAAAGGGAAAUAUUGUGAUUGCUUUGCGAUAAAAGUUAGGUUAUGUGUUGUUAUGACUCAAGGUGAUUGUGUUCAAUGAUUUGACCGUUUUCAUGCUGUGCCUUUGAGUAGGUGGCCUUAUAUGGGAGGUAGAGAUUACUGACUUUAUCUCAGUCAGUUUGUAUUAAGUUUUCACAAUGAGCGAUCGCGAAGGUCCUAGUGGUUCGGGCUCUCAAGGGUCGGACAAAGGAGAGCGGAACACACGGUCAUCUGCCCAACCUAUGCCCACUGGCUCAAGCUACUAUGCCAGUGAACCAAUACAGUUUAGAGUAAGAGGGUCAACAAUUACCGGUGCCUCCCCACCCAAGUUUGUGACCCUGGAAGACAUCAUGAAGGCAGCCCAUGGUAUGCAAAACAUGGCUUUAGCUCAUGAAAUUGCUGUUGACCAGGACUUCAAGCUGGAACCUUUUGAACCACCAGACAAUAGCUACCAGAAGUUAGUAAAAGAAACAAUGCAUAAAGCAUACUUUGAUAUACUAAGAGAACAGCUCAACUCAGAUCCGCCAGAGUACAAGCAGGCUCUUGUACUGUUAGAAGAUGUUAAACAGGGUCUUUUCUCAAUUCUGCUUCCCCGUCACACUCGUAUUCGUGAAAUGAUCGAAGAGGUGUUAGACGCUGAUUUUAUUCGCCAACAAGCUGAGAACAAUAGCCUAGACUUCCACAAGUAUGCUAGCUUUGUCAUCGACCUAAUGGCGAAGUUAGCGGCCCCAGCAAGAGACGAGAUGAUACAGAAUAUCACAAAACUUACUGAUACUGUGGAUGUUUUCCGAGCAAUAUUAGAGACUCUAGAAAUUUUAAAACUAGACUUAGCAAAUACAUUGAUAGCCAUGAUCAGACCCCAUGUACAACAGGAGAGCGUUCAAUAUGAACGCGCCAAGUUUGAUGAGAUGCUCAAAGUUUCUGAAGAUGGUCUCCAAUACACAAAAGAAUGGCUGAAGCGUCACAUAGACCUGGAAGGUAUCAGUUUACCAGUCACAGACAAGAACAUCAUCAGGAAUGUCACAGCUCAGACACUAGCGAAGGCUUAUCUAGAACUAUUGGAAUGGGAUUCUUCUAAAAAUUAUCCUGAGACAGUAACACUCGACGCGCCUCGUUUCGCUGAGCUUGGUACCCAGGUUUACCGGCUUAUUUGCGUCGCGUCCAUCAUGCUGGCCAGCCCCGCCUGUGGCAGCGACCAGAAUGCCGCCGCCGCACACAAACAGGCGCUUAAAGAGAAGAUAUUGAUCCUCAUUGAUAAUACUAGCAAUGAUAUAGAAUUAAAGCAAGUCUUACCAUCAUUGGCUGAAGAAAUAAUCCUGGUGACGGAACAGCUCCUGGAGAACCUCAACCAAUCACCGCUGACUGGUGAGACCAAGGAGAUCAUCAGGACACAGAUCUUAUCGCUCGGGGACCCUGAACAUAGAGUCAGGGAGAUUGUUCGUCAAAGAGUCCUAGAAUUCUUAAAAACCAUUCUUGUCUGCGGUGGAGGGUCUCGCCAAAUCCCCGUAGGGCUGUCAGCUUUAGCCAGAGAGCUGACUUCGGUAUCUGGAACCUUACUGCGGUACGUGAUGCACAACAAGGCAGUCUUCACUACACAUUACAUGGACAUUGUAGCUGAAGAACUGAGUAGAAGUUAAGUUUCAUUCGUAUUUAUA